Temnothorax curvispinosus is the source of this 942-nucleotide messenger RNA. RefSeq lists its product as uncharacterized. The record is from RefSeq and is a predicted model, not a curated record. Bases 1 to 942 code for a protein of 313 amino acids. NCBI's taxonomy places the organism in Eukaryota, Metazoa, Arthropoda, Insecta, Hymenoptera, Formicidae. The transcript has a single exon.
AUGCCGCUAACGCCUAGGGACACUCAGGCACCUCGAUCCAUUGAUCUUCGCAGUUCUGCUUCCCCGGGUGUGGGGGCUACUGCUUCACCUGGUGCGCAUUCGUCGACCACCGAUGUGCUGCUGCAAUCAAUUCUGUCUAAAAUCGAAGAAUCUGACAAAAAAUUCGCAGCCAGGCUGGACGAACUCGACAAAAAGUUUACUGCUGUAUUCGAGAAAUCGGACAAAAAAAUAUCGGCCUUUAUCGAUCGCCAAGAGGCCGUGAACGCUGACUUCGCGCGUAAACUUGACCAAUUACCAGACAUUUUGAAAAUCGCGAAGGAUCACGGUGAAAGAAUAGCGGCUUUGGAGGCUCGGAGCGCCCAACUGGAGAGCGCUCAGCGUGUGGCUUGCGAGUCGUCUGCUGCAUCGUCGGUCUCCAGAACGUCGGAUAUCAUUAUCUCGGGUAUUCCGAGCGAGAUUACUGAAGCUUCCGGUGUGAUAGCCAGAAGCGUCUUCACAGCGUUGGGUAUUCCUCAACUUGUCACCGACGUCCUGGAGACCCGUGAUGCGGUGAGGCGUGGUGUGUCGGUCGGGGCAGUCGGAGCGUCGAGCGUUGCUUCGGCUUCGGCUUCUGACGGGCGGGCCGAGGCGACUAAUCGUAGGAGAUCAGUGAUAGUUGCGCUCAAGUCGCGUGAGAUUCGGGAUCACGUUCUCAAAGUGAUGCGUGUAAGACGACGACUGUCGGUGGGCGAUGUUUUUGGGAGUGGUGCCUCGGGCAGCGUAUAUGUAAACGAGCUGCUCCCGGCCGACACUUACAAUUUAUUGCGUCAAGCGAGGGUGAGAGCAAGGCAAUCUUCUUACAGGCAUGUGUGGAGCAGGGAUGGUAGGAUCUUCGUCCGUAAAGACCGUGGACAGCCUCCUAUAUUGAUUACUUCCGACGCUGAUUUCGCGGAGCUUCAGUGA